Messenger RNA from Trichomonas vaginalis G3, 753 nucleotides. Its product is annotated as serine-type endopeptidase protein. Gene Ontology annotation, cellular component: membrane; Golgi apparatus. Gene Ontology annotation, molecular function: serine-type endopeptidase activity. Gene Ontology annotation, biological process: retrograde vesicle-mediated transport, Golgi to endoplasmic reticulum. The transcript has a single exon. Bases 1 to 753 code for a protein of 250 amino acids. NCBI's taxonomy places the organism in Eukaryota, Parabasalia, Trichomonadida, Trichomonadidae. The record is from RefSeq and is a predicted model, not a curated record.
AUGAAACUCCACAGAUUCCCAUUUAUUUAUGCAAUUUCAAUCUUGAUCCUAUGUGGAUGUUUUCUAGCUAAAGAAUUUUAUAUUCCAGUCCCUGUUAUGUGGAAAUUUGCAAUGAUUCCUUCCAAAAUCUUGAAAUUUCAAAUUUGGAGAUUGUUAACCUAUCACUUUUUCAACACAAGUAUUGUUCAUUUAUUGAUAUGUGUUGCUAUCUUCUUCCACAUUGGUAAUGAUUUAGAAAAUAAAGUUGGACAUUUUGGCUUUGUAAUUCAUUUAUUCAUUCUAUCGAUAUUAAUUGGAGCUUGUUACACAGUUGGUGCCUUGUUAACUAUAUCAAUUGACUCAUUCAAAACAUUUAAUUAUCCAAUUUUUGGAACAUUUAGUCUCAGUAUGGCAAUUUCUGCAAUUGAUGUUUACAUUACUGACCAUCGCUAUAAAUCUGUAUUUGGAAUCAUCCAUGUACCUACAAAAUUAUAUCCCUUAGUAAUGCUAUGUCUUUAUCACAUUGCAUUACCUGAAGCAUGCUAUUUAAGCUCAUUUGCUGGAUUGUUAGUUGGUAUAUUGUAUGCUAUCACAUACUUCCAACCUCCCCCGAAGAAGAGCGAUAGAAUGAGUAAUAAGCCAAGUCCAUAUGUAUCUUCUUUAUAUCAAGACCAUGAAUUAGGAGCUGAUUCUGCUAAUAACUUGCCAUUUGCGUUAUUUUCUCUUUCUUGGAUUGAAUCAGAUCAAAAGUCCAAGCGUAAUGACAAAUUAUAG